AACAUUUCCUGUUGUCGUACGCACCCUAGAUACGCGCGCGCGCUCACCUCCAUCACGGGGAAGCGCGUGGAGUUGUCAGAUUUUACGGAAUAUUCCCGAAAUAGCAGCUUGUUAGCGCGGUGAUAGAGAUAAAUCCUGCCUUCAGCUGAAUGUGUAACCCGUGUGUAAUUUCAGAGGACAAUAUUUUGUGUGUGAGGUGUACCCAAUGAUUUGUAUGAUAUCACCAUUUGCUUUGAGAUGACCAAGGAGAACUAAAAGACACCCUGGCUCCACCUCAAGGUUUCUAUUUCUCUGUCUCCUGCCUCCGCUCCUCAAUGGGUUCCCGAAGUCAGGGGUUCUUCCACCACCAACACCACCACCGUAGUUCAAUGGUACCCACGGCUGUCCCACGACUGCUGCCCGAGACCAGCAGCCUGUUGGGGGGCAUCGCCCAGAUCACUCCGUCCCUGUUUCUCGGCCGGGGGAAUGUGGCGUCUAACCGCAGCCUUCUCCUGUCCAAAGGGAUUACCUGUGUGGUGAACGCCACCAUCGAGCUGCCCAACUUCAACUGGCCACACAUGGAGUACGUCAAAGUGCCCCUGGCCGACAUGCCUCAUUCUCCCAUCUCGCUUUAUUUUGACAGUGUGGCUGAUAAGAUCCACAGCGUGGGCCGGAAACGGGGAGCCGUGUUGGUGCACUGCGCAGCUGGGGUGAGCCGCUCCGCCUCGCUCUGUUUAGCCUACCUCAUGAAGUACCACAGAGUUUCCUUGGCCGAGGCUCACGCUUGGGUCAAAUCCCGCCGACCGGUCAUUCGUCCUAAUGGAGGGUUCUGGCGACAACUCAUUGAGUACGAGAGGAAACUGUUUGGCAGGAACUCGGUGAAAAUGAUCCAGACACCUUAUGGGGUCAUUCCCGACGUGUACGAGAGAGACCGCAGGAAUUUGGCACCUUACUGGGGCUUGUGAAGAGGGGUUUGGAUCUUGGUUCAAACAUAGAGGACGGGUCUUCUAUGCGAUCUUUGACUCCAUUGUCUUCCAGCCUCUUUACGUACAUCCACGUGUCCCUCUCACCAGAGAACAAAGCCAGAUGCAAGUGCUUAUGUCCAUUUUCAAGAUGGAAAAAAGUCACUUUAAGUCCCUAUUUUAUGAAGUCAGAAGUGAUAAUACAUCCUUGAAUGCUGAAAGAAAUCUGGGUGACAAUAAUGUCAGAUUUAGGAGCACUUUGGGAAUCAAGUGUGAUGCUGGGAAACAGGAAUUCAGUCCUUGGUUAAGACUUACCAAUCGUAAUAUUGUGAGGAUAUUGUUUCCGUUUGGCUGUCGUCUUUUAUAUUAUAUAUAUUAUAUUCUAAGGUGUAUUUAAACUUGUGCAUUCAGAAAAAUACAAAAAAGAGAGAAAGCUAUUGGAAGGUUUUGUGAUGUUACAAACUGUUUAACAGAAAAACGCUACAAUAUUAUCUAAGUUUAGAUAAGACUAAUGAACUAUUUAUGUAAAUGAAAAACACAAA
Molecule: messenger RNA, 1483 nt
Organism: Carassius gibelio (silver crucian carp)
Lineage: Eukaryota; Metazoa; Chordata; Actinopteri; Cypriniformes; Cyprinidae
Product: dual specificity protein phosphatase 14
Exons: 2
Coding region: 315-944 (209 amino acids)
Biological process (GO): protein dephosphorylation
Cellular component (GO): cytoplasm
Molecular function (GO): MAP kinase tyrosine/serine/threonine phosphatase activity
Source: RefSeq, a predicted model, not a curated record